Molecule: messenger RNA, 1952 nt
Organism: Loa loa (African eye worm)
Lineage: Eukaryota; Metazoa; Nematoda; Chromadorea; Rhabditida; Onchocercidae
Product: signal recognition particle 68
Exons: 13
Coding region: 12-1874 (620 amino acids)
Biological process (GO): SRP-dependent cotranslational protein targeting to membrane
Cellular component (GO): signal recognition particle, endoplasmic reticulum targeting
Molecular function (GO): 7S RNA binding; signal recognition particle binding; endoplasmic reticulum signal sequence receptor activity
Source: RefSeq, a predicted model, not a curated record
UUCAGGUUUAUAUGGUGGCUACUAAGCAUCAGAAGGAGGAUGUUGUACUGGCAUCCUUUGCAACUCUGUCUAUUCUACAAUUAGUCAAGGAUGCGCAGCAGAAGCAUGGAUUACGUCAUGGAGAUUACCAAAGAUAUCGUGGUUACUGUGCACGUCGAGUUCGAAGGAUUCGAAAAUCACUUGGGUUUACCCAUAUACAUAAGGGAGUUUCAAAACACACUGCAAAGUUCAUCCCAAGAAAACUAGCAUUUGAUAUUAUUACUGAAGAAAGGUUUCUACAAAUAGCAGUUUUCGAUGCCGAAAGAAACUGGUCAUAUGCAAUUCAACUAAAACAAGAGGCUGGUGAAGAUAUGCAUUCAAGAAAACGUUUUCAUAUGAUCGGAAAACUACGAAGAGCGGUGAAACAUGCAUCGAGUCUCGAAAGUAUCAUCAAAAGUUGUGAGCGUGUAGACGCAGUAACGAGAUUAGAAUCCCAGGCAUAUAAUUCAUGGAUGCAUGGUUGUCUUCGUUUUGAACUAAAGGAGUGGAAAGGAGCCCUAGAAUGUUUCAGAACUACCAAAAAAAUAUAUGAAAAACUUGCUACAGUUGUGAAGCUGCCUGAUUUGGUGGAACUUUACAAAGUGAGGUGUCGAGAAAUACAACCACAGAUGCGCUAUUGUGAGUUCAACUGCGGUGACGAUGCAAGCUGUGAUGCUGCAAUGUCUGAAAUGAUCAAUAUGAGGCUACAGCUGAGUGAGGAAGAGGGUGUUUUGCAGGAAGACUUUGAUAAAUUAAUAGCGGAACUACGUACGAAAGCUGUCGUGCAUUAUAUAAAGGAUAUUGAGUGGGGUAAUGAAAAAGUUUCUGUGACGAAUGAUAAUGUCAAAAAUCUUCUACAAGCUCUUGAGCAGUUUGAUCACGAACUUGCGCAAACAACAAUACAUGAAGAUAAGAUGACUCUUUAUGAACAGUUGUUAAGCAAUAUCCGCGAUGUAAUUCAAACAUUAAAUGAGGAACAAAAGAAAUUAGUUGAUAGUAGAACUCACAUUGAUGGUGCACAAUCUCCGAAUCGGCUAACCAUUAUUUAUCUGGAAUUUAUGCGCCUCAAAAGAACUAUUGAACGUUACAUCAUGAUUAUUGCACAUACCAAGACACAGGCGGAAAAGAAAAUCAAACCACAAGAUCUGAUUCGUUUAUGUGACACAGUGAUUGAGAAUAGUUGUGAAAUUUUGGAAUUACCGGGUGUUGUAACAAAUAAAGAUUUGGAAUUAGCAUACAAAGUGAAAGCAGAGUAUUAUCGCGCACUCAGAUGUUUUUGUUUGGCUGAGGCACAUGCAGCUUUAGCAAAGUGGAAUGAAGCUAAUGUUUUAUAUGACCGAGCUGUGGAACGGACCUCGUACACUUCGAUGCUACUGAAAAAUGCGGAAGGAAAUCCUUUCAUCGUGGAAAAAGAGGAUGAUUUGAAGAACUUGCAUGAACAAAUAACUGCAUCAAAAUUUGCUACGCAAGCAAAUCGUCUUGUUGAAGCUGCAGGUGACAACAAAUGUGAUACAAAGCAGGAAAUUGUCGAUAACAGGCCUCUCGUCGAUACUCUGGACGCAUUCCGUAAAAUUACACUCAAAGACUUACAUAAAACCGAGCAAAGUAUUCGCAUAAUACCAGUGCCUCCUUCAUUCAUUCCUAUGCCGAAUAAACCCAUGUUCUUUGACUUAGCCUUGAAUCAUAUAAAGAUGCCGGAUUUGGAGUCUAAGAUCGCUUCUUAUGCAUUCGAUAAGAAGGAAACAUCGCAACGCAAUGAAAGACCGGAAAAAGAAGCCAAAUCAAAGCAGGGUGAACAAGAUGCGAAUCAGCAAGGAAUUGGGGGUCUGGUAAAAGGAUGGUUUUGGCGGAAAUGAAUAAUUUCACUGCAUUUUUAGUUGUAAAACGAAAAUAUGAUUUGUGCACUUAAUGAUUAAAGCAAAAAAUUACUGAGA